CGGGGUGGGACGGAAGUGGCUGUUUGACGCUCGCUCGCUCACUCGAUCUGAGUGCGCGCGCGUGCGGCGUCGGGCUGGGAUUUUUAUAAAAUAACGCCGGUUUGCAAACGGUCUUUGUUAAUUAUAUGUUUAAAAUAAUCACAGCAGUAAACAGCAAAAAAGUGGCAUUUAAACAAAGUAAAAUAAUCGCUAAUCUCGCAGCCUCCGCCGAGACCUGCCCACUGAAUCUCUGAUUAUUAUUAACUCUACCUCCAUGUGGAUUCAAAGACUUUCCCUCCCACACCAUGGCGAGAAAAAUAGUUAGCAGAAAGAGAAAGGCUGCGGAACUAGAGCCGGAGCAGUGCAGCCAGGAUCACACACUACGUAAAAAGAAGAAACUACCGCUUGUGAAGAAGUCCUUUGUCUGUUACCUCGCAGGUCAACAGAUUAAGCUUCGGAAUGAGCAGAGCUACCAACAAGCACUACGUGGUUAUGCAGCUCACAGACUACCUGCCCUUUUGAAGGAGGAAGAGUUUCAUUUGGGAACCCUGAACAAGGUGUUUGCAUCCCAGUGGCUGAAUCAUCGGCAAGUAGUAUGUGGGACAAAAUGCAACACGCUCUUAGUGAUGGAUGUUAUGACUGGUCAGAUAACAAAAAUUCCCAUGCUGAAGGAUCGAGAACAGCCCAAUGUUGUCAUGGAUCAACAAGGUUGUGGUAUCCAUGCCAUUGAACUGAACCCUUCUCGUACCUUGUUAGCUACUGGAGGAGACAACCCAAACAGCAUUGCCGUUUAUCGACUGCCAACUCUGGAUCCUGUUUGUGUGGGAGAUGAUGGACACAAAGACUGGAUUUUUUCGAUUGCAUGGGUUAGUGAUACAAUGGCUGUUUCUGGUUCUAGGGAUGGUUCAAUGGGGCUAUGGGAAGUGACUGAAGAAGUGCUAAGCCAGACUGACACAAGCAUGGAUCCCACCCGAGUCCCCAGUUACACCCAUAUAACGCACAAGGCUUUGAAGGAUAUUCCCAAGGAAUAUACAAGCCCCUACAACUGCAAAGUGAGAGCUUUGGCUUUUAACAAUAACAGCAAGGAGCUUGGAGCAGUAUCUCUUGAUGGUUACUUUCAUUUAUGGAAAGCAGAGGACAAUUUAACAAAGCUGCUGUCUACCAAGUUGCCACAUUGUCGAGAAAAUGUUUGCUUGGCGUAUGGACAAGAAUGGUCGGUAUAUGCUGUGGGGUCCCAAGCACAUGUUUCUUUCCUUGAUCCAAGGCAGCCUCAAAGCUAUGUAAAGUCAGUCAGUUCCAGGGAGCGGGGCAGUGGUAUUCGAUCUGUGAGCUUUUAUGAACACAUCAUAACAGUAGGAACUGGACAAGGUUCUCUGCUUUUCUAUGACAUCAGAGCUCAGAAGUUCAUGGAAAGGCAGUGUCAAGCGGACUACUACACUGAGAAGCUAAAAUUCAAGUCUUGUGAAGAAAUUUUAAAGUUAACAACAGGGAAGGGUUGGUUGAAUCACGAUGAAACAUGGAGGAAUUACUUUUCAGACAUCGACCACUUCCCGAAUGCAGUCUAUACGCAUUGUUACGACUCCUCUGGAACAAAGCUUUUUGUUGCUGGGGGUCCGCUGCCUUCAGGUCUUCAUGGAAAUUAUGCAGGCCUAUGGAGCUAAUAAUCCCUUGUCAUGUACUGUAUUUGCAGAUCUGUUGCAUUUUAUCUCUUGGGUUUUCACAUUGCAGCAGUCUUUCCAGUGUUUUAAAUAUUGUGUGAAAUACACAAUAUUUUUUUGUUUCAACUAUGACUCUUUUAUUUCUUUUAAUUUGCCUCAGUGCUUCUCGGUAUGCUUCCACUUCCUUCUUGACAUAAGUUUCUUCCUGAAAAUGUAUGUAGAUUAAAACUGGUUCACUACUGAUAGUGAGAUAGGGUCCUUGAAUUAUUGUGUGACCACUACCAGAUUUUCUGUGAAAGUUUGGAGGGGUAUAAUGUGUGUAAAGGUACUUUGUGUCAAUUAAAUAGAAAAAAACUUAACUGAUUCUGUGCAGGAGUGAUGCGUUACCUUCACAUAUAUUGAAAUAUGUUAAUGUUUUAGUCCAUGUUUCUAAUGGACUUGUAAUUCUACUUGUAACAAUAUGUUGAAUGUUUUGAAGUAUAGGCCUAAUGAUGCCCAAAGAAAUUCAUAAAUUAUUAAUAAAGCUGUAUGAAUGAAAAUUGUACAUUUUUAAAUUAUGACAUCAAGAUGUUAAGCACAAGUUGAUGGAAUUUACUUAUGUGCUUUGAAUGAAUACCAGAUGGUUACAGUUGCUUGGUGUUUUGGGGACGGGGGUUGUUGAAUGGCAAGGAGACCUAAUUAAAAUAUCACAGUCAUAUAAUUAAUAUUAAAAUAAUUAUAAUUGGAUGCAGCUAUUCCAGUUUAUGUACCAGUUAAUAAUUGCUCUUUUAACAAGUGUUAAUUUAAAGGGAACACUUUAUUUGUACAGAAUUAGCUGUGAUACGAUUUAGUGUUUGCACAGAAAUAUUCAGGACUAUUUUACUUGCAAUGGGUGCUCCUAUUAAAAAAUUUCUGCCUGUAGUGCCUACUGGAAAUUCAAGCCUUUCUUUCGUGCCAUUGAUGCUGAAAUAGCAUAAUUGAAAAUAUCUUGGUGAAAAAGGAAUUUUACAGAUUAGGGCGUGAAAUUUGUGUUGAUUGAGUUUUUGGUGCGUUUAAUUGGGUAAUAUCAUUGUCAAACUAGUUGAUAUAUAAUCUCUACUAAAAAUAGAAAAUGCUGGAAAUACAGAGGUAAGACAGCAUCUGUGGAAAGAAAGAAUUGGUGUUUCUGAUUGACCUUUCGUCAGAACUGGUAAAAUUAGAGAUUUAACGGUUUCAAGCGAGCACAGAGCCAGGGAGAAAGAAUGUAAAGGAAGAUUUGUGAUAGGGUAGAAGAUGGGAUUAAAUGACAAAAUGAAUGAAUGUAGAAAUCAUGGGGGUGAUAAUGGGGCACAUAAAGGGACAAAACCUGGGUCUAGAGAAGCUGUAAAUGGCACCUGCUGUCUGAAAAAUGAGAGCAGUGGUGGUGAUCUGAAAUUGACCAAUUUAAUGUCAAGUUUAAAAGGCUGUAAAAUACCUUAUCUGAAGAUGAGUUGCUGUUCCUUGAGCUUACAUUGAGCUUCAUUGGAAAAGGUUAGGAUGGCCAUGGCCAGAGUUUGAUGGAGAACUAAAAUGCCAAGCGAACUAGAAGCUUGUGGACUGAACAGAGAUGAUCCAAUUUGUUUGUAAGAAAUAAGUUUAGGCUGACAUAAUAAAUCUAGCAGACAGUCUUGGGAAGGAAACAGAAGUGGGGUUGGGGGAUGGGAACUGUGGAGUGGAUGGGGGUCGAUCUCAAGAGUGGAUGACAUCUGUGACAGCCUGGGAAAUAGUGGCUUGAUAUUCAAUGGUGGUGUUAUUAUCCAGAGGUAGGUAGGUCAAUGUGUAUGUUGACAUAGGGCCUCAACACUUUCUAUUCUAGUGUUUCCAAUAGGUUUUUAAAUUUCCUCAGUCAAGGAUUCCCCUGCACCCUAGUUGGCAGAAUUCGUGACUGUGUCCGUCCAUUCCCCACACUAUUGCCCUCACCACUUCCUCUUCCUUCCCAAAACAAGGGUUCUCCUUGUCCUCAUCUUGCACUCCUAACUUCCAUAUUCAAUGGACCAUCUUCUGGUCAUCAUUGCCACCUCCAUAGCCAUCUUUCCCUCCACUUCUAGCAUUCUGAAGGGACGACUGCUUCUGCAGUACCCUGGUCUGCUCUUCAUCUCUCUCUCUCUGUCUCUCUCUCUCUCUCUCUCUCACACACACACACACACACACACACACACACACACACAUUCCCCCCCCACAAACCCAACACCUCCUCUUUCCACCACACUUACCCAUGCAAGUGCAGGAGCUGCACUAGCUACCCUUCCCUCAACGCACUUCUCACUUUUCAGUGCCCCAAACACUCCUUCCAGGUGAGGUUGAUUUGCUUGUAUUUCUUUAAAUUUAGCAUUUCAUAUUUUUUGCUCACAAUGGUGAUACUCUGCAUUGGGGCAUCCGAAUGCACAUCGGGCGAACUCUUUGCUGAACACCUGUAUGGAAUUCAUACGCGUGUCCCUGAGUUUCCAGUUAUUUGCUUUCUGCCCCAUUUGUGUCCUUGCCUGUCUGCCCUUGACUUUCUAACCCAUACCAGUGAAAUUUAACGGAAGCUCGAGAAACAGCUCUCAUCUUUCGAUUAGGCAUUUUAUGACUUUCGAGCCCUGACAUUGAGUUUAACAAUUUCAGAUCAUAACAAUUGCUCCCACAUAUUUUGAACAGCAGGUACUGAUUAUAAUUUUUCUGCCCUUUACAGCUUCUCUGGGUACACCUUUUGUUACUUCAUUGUGCCAUUACCACCCCCUUUUUUCCUUGCUGCAUUAGCCGUUUUGCCAUUUAAUCACACACCAUACAUCAUACAUUAUAGACCUUCCCUUUUAUUUUUUCUUCCUACACUCUCUCCUAGCUCUGUACUUGCUUAAAACCUAUUACCUUUCUAAUUUACCAUUCCGACCAGCAGUCAUUGAUCAAAACAUUAAUUCUGCUUCUCUCUUCACAGCAUUUCCAGUAAUUUUUGUUUUUAUUUCCAAUUUUCAGCAUCUGCAGUGUUUUACUUUUGUAAUCUCUAAUCUAGUACUUUGGUACACUGAGAACUAAUGCUAUUUUGCCUCAUCUACUUUUUUUGAGAGUCACGCAUGUGCUUCAAAAAGCAAAUUUCACUGUGACUAACAACAUUUACAAACAGUAAAUGUUUGUAUUGUUAAAAUGGCAUUGUGUGCAUGAAGAUUGCAAUAUGCAAGCCAAUUAAGAUGGGACUUUCAAUGUAUGUCUUUUGAACACUUUGAGUUAUAGGUUUCUGAAUUGAAGUAUAUAUCCCACCACUGGCUUAGGAAUGUGACUCUGAGAAUCCUAUACCAAUGAGUAGAGCAGUUAAUUUGUUUCAACCAAAGUGAGAGAGAGAAUUUUAACACCUAUAAAUUGACAACUAGGCAUUUACUCUGAGUGCGAAAACCCAUUGAGAAAUGGAACAUAAAAUGAAAAGAAUAUUGAAGCAAAAUACUACAGAUGCUGGAAAUCUGAAAAAUAAAAUGCAGGAAGUACUCAGGUCUAGUAGUGUCUGUGGAGGGCGAAACAGAAGUAACAUUUCAGGUCUGUGACCUUUCAUCAGAAUUUUUAUGAGAAUGCUGUUUGUUUAAAAGAGCAAUAUUAAUUUUUAGCUGGGUUGAGCAUAGCUAUUUUCCAUAAGAUGCUACUGGUUUCAAAAUUAUUAGCACUCGCGAAGAACAAGCCAGUUCUACACAAAUCACCAUUGAAAAACUGUUUCUUAUGUGUAUUCUGAAAUCCGAUUUCUUGACAUGUAAAAAUGUACACCAAAAGGAGAUGAUUUUGAUUAGAUCAAUUUGAAACCAAUUAAGCAUCCCUACUCGCUCCAGAUUUAAUAGAUCCCAAGUGUUUUCCCUAGCGAUAUAGGUAAAAAGAUCUAGAGAAUUCUGUUCUUUCUGCAAGUUUUUUUUUCCAAGUGAGUCAUCUUAUUUUAACACCAUUGAAUAGGAAUAUAUGUUACCUGUUUGUCAGCAUUGGAAUUUAAUGUUUUGGUGUAAAAUGCAGAGAUAGGGACAGUAUAAUAAAUGUCACAUGCCAUGUGCAGUCAGCACUAUAUUCUUCUAAAAUAUGUUGCACAGCAACACCAUCUAGAAUGUAAUGAAGGUACUAGGUUAUCUCAAAAAAUUCCAACAGGCAUAGACUAUGAUUUAAAAAAAACAAAGAAUAAAAAAACUUAAAACGUUGAAUUUUUUUAAAUAACCUCUACAGGCAGAAUUAAGAGGAGACAGGGUAGUGCUAGAAAUGUGUGCUUUGUGUGACCAAUCCUGUCUGAUGCUAACAGAUUAAUAUGAGGAUGUAUCUGGAGUUGACUGGGAUUAAUUAGAAUAUUAGAGUAUUCUGGGAAUCUCACUUUAGGAAAAAUAUGAAUGCUUUUGAAAUGGUGCAGAAAAGCUUUACCAGAAUGGUUCCACAGGUGAGGGACUUCAUUUACAUGGAUAGGUCAGAGAAACUGGGGUGGUAUUCCUUAGAGAAGAGAAGGUUGAGCAGAGAUUUGAGAGGUCUGCAAGAUCUUGAGAGGUUUAGACAGAGUAGAUUGGGAGAAACUGUUCCCAUUAGUGGAAGGAUCAAGAAUCAAAGGACGGAGUUUGAAUGGUUUCCAAAAGAACCAGCUGCAACAUGAAAAAAAAGCUUUUUACACAGCAAGUGGUUAGUUAGUUAGGAUUGGGAAUUCAAUUCCUGAGAGUGUGUUGGAGGCUGAUUUGAUCGUGGCUUACUAAAUUGAAUUGGUUAAGUACAUGAAGAGAGAAAAUUUGCAGGGUGAGUGAUUGGCUCUAGCUGAGUUGCUUUUGCAGAGAGCUGGCACGAACAAGAGGGGCCAAGUGGUGCCUGCACUGUAAUCAUUCUGUGAAUUUAGAAUGAACCACUUUCAAAUGCUUAUGCUGCUUGCUGAGGUUGGCCCUCUAGAAAACAGUGCUUGAAUGUACCUGCAUGCUGCUGGUGUUGUCUCACUAUCAGGAGUAGUAGUUUAAAGAAUUGGGCUUGAAAUGAAAACAGCACCAUAGAGUCAUUCUAAGUAUAAAUUAAUAAUUCCUGAAACAAACAUCCAGGUUUAAUUUAAUUUUGAAUAAUGUUCUAAUGCUUUUAUGCUUAUGUUUGUAUUUGCAUAUUUUGUAUUUUUGAAUGCAACAAAAUUAACUAUAUUUUUAAAAAAGGACUAAAAUAUCGGGAUGAAUAUUUUUAUAAAAAUCUGUUCACGAGAUUUGUUCUUAAGAUUAUCUUUUAGGUAAUCAAAUUGGGAAGUACUUGUUCAUUCAUUCUAAAUUGAAGGCUCAGGGUAAGUUGUCCCAUCAAUUGAUCCAGACCUCCAAUGGAUCAAGUACACCUUAGAAUUCUUGUGCCUUUAGCAUCAGGCAGCAUGCAUUAGUAGUAAAACCUUUACUUAUUGGUGAAGCCUACUUAGUAAAAGUAAAGUGGCUGGGACUGGCUACUGACUACCACAAAGCAGACAGCCAAGCUUCAUAAUUUUGUUACAUAAUUAGUGUGAAAUUUUAUCCCGCCACUCACCAUACCAUAUCUCACUAGUAAAGGUGAUUAUUUUACAUUAGUGAAGGAUACUCAGCUAGUGAGCGAAUUGUGAUCUUUUUAUAAGUGAAAGAAUAUUUGGAUCUCUGAUUAGACCUGCAUUCUUGAACACAAUGUAGUUUGAACAUGAGUAAAUUUGGAAUUCCAGACCUGUGGACAAUCACCCUGUCGAACCGCACCAACACUGGUUGUUUAAAAAUGUGGAUAUGUCCAUGCUUAAAACAUUUUUUGCCUUGAAUAAAAGAUGCUAAAUUCA
Messenger RNA from Carcharodon carcharias (great white shark), 7371 nucleotides. RefSeq names its product DDB1 and CUL4 associated factor 12 (gene dcaf12). NCBI's taxonomy places the organism in Eukaryota, Metazoa, Chordata, Chondrichthyes, Lamniformes, Lamnidae. The record is from RefSeq and is a predicted model, not a curated record. Bases 285 to 1640 code for a protein of 451 amino acids. The transcript is spliced from 9 exons. Gene Ontology annotation, molecular function: protein binding. Gene Ontology annotation, cellular component: Cul4-RING E3 ubiquitin ligase complex.